Messenger RNA from Pyricularia pennisetigena, 1785 nucleotides. RefSeq lists its product as uncharacterized. The record is from RefSeq and is a predicted model, not a curated record. NCBI's taxonomy places the organism in Eukaryota, Fungi, Ascomycota, Sordariomycetes, Magnaporthales, Pyriculariaceae. The transcript is spliced from 5 exons. The coding region runs from base 1 to 1785 and encodes 594 amino acids.
AUGUCAAGCAAGGCGGAUAAAGAAGCGACAAAAAUAUCCACGCCGCGGCACGGUCGCCACCGUAGCAGCAGCACGAGCAAGGAGGUCUGCAGCGCACCGGCGGCAAAGAAGCGGCAGAGCGCAAUGGACCUGGGCUGGUGGCGCGACAGCGUGUCCUUUUACCUGUACGCGGACACGACCAUCAAGAAGUGGGACUCGUACGCGACGAGCCUGAUGACGAUGCCGGUCGGGCCGUCGCUCCUGCAGGACUCCAGCUUCACCUUCAUAGUGCCGACGCCCAACGGAGCCAUCCCGGCAAAGAUCGACAUGCCGGUCGACGAGCAGGCCGAGAGGUACUUCAUGGAGCACUACGUCACGGUGCCGUCGCGGCCGGGCGACAGGGGGAGCAACUCGUUCGUCCCCAAGUUCCUCAAGCUGCCCGACGACGAGCAGAUGCACUGCUUCAGGAGCGCCUUCAGGGCCGCCAGCCUCGCGGCGCUGGCGACCAGGCCGUCGGCCAGGAGCCUGCGGGCGCGCGCGCAGUCGGAAUACGUCAAGGCCAUCCGCGCGGUGGGGGAGGCGGUCCAGGGCCUCUCCAAGGGCGUCGGGAGUAGCACGCAGACGCUGGGGUCCAUCUUGCUGUUGACUUUGUACGAGGCAGGUAUUCACUGGAGGGUGGGAAGUCAACAUCUGGGCGCCUUCGAGGCUCACGUCAAGGGUGCAGUGCAGCUGAUUUUACUGCUUGGCAUGGACGAGUUGCAGUCUCAGGACAGUAAAGAGAUGGUUAUUAUGGCACGAGGGCGUAUGCUCAUGCUCAAAACUCUCCCCGGCUACGAAACGGCCCACACAAGCUCCCUCGCCAACUCUCUCAUGUCAGUCUCGUACCGUGAUUCCUUGGGUCGGUUGGGGGUAUGGCUGGCCUCGCUGUGCUGGCGUCGCGACGAGAUCGUCAACAUCAUCAAGGCGGGCCGCAGGGAGCCAGAAGUCAUGACAAAGCUCAGGCGCCUCAGGGACGAGACGAUCCAGCUGGGGCUCAAGUUCUACGAUGCGGCGCAGGACAUCGAGGACGGCUGCACGCUCGACCAGGUCUUUGCCAAGUACGGGCCGCUGCUGCAGGACCUGACGCAACAGACCGAGGCGCCCGACAAGACCGAGUCCCCACCCGGACCGGGCAGCGGGUUCAACAGCCCCGGGGACGACGCGGCAUCGACGCCGAGCGAGGCGGCCUCGGACGGCUCGACCAUCGAGGUGGAGCGCGACUUCCCGCCCAAGCACAUGAGCUUUCGCGACCACCGCGAGGCGUCCUUCUACCUGUCCAGCAUGGUGGCGGCGCUCGUCAUCCAAAACACCGUCAUCCGCUGCACCGCCUGGCUGCACCUGGACGACGAGGAGUCCGACCCGGGCGCCCACGAGCGGACGCCCGAGUACGUCGAGGCCGCCCUGCUCGCCUCUAGAUCCGUGCGCGGCAUCGUGAACACGGUAAACUUCUACAAGCUCUCGCUGCUCAAGGACGACAUGAACGACCUGGGCCGCGGCGUCGUCGCGCCCUACGCAAGCGUCAUCGCCAUGCUGAGCACCUUUUACAGCGCCCUGGUGUCGCAGUUCGCCACCGAGGCUCAGAGGAGGUACUUGAGGCAGGAGCUGGAGGUCAUGGCGAAUGAGGGUGGCAUUGCGCAGAUCUCGGCGUAUUUAGGGAACCAAACAAUCGUCGUCCCCAAGGACGACAUUAUACGUGAUAGGGAGCGGUUUCGAUCCCUGCUGAGAACUUCGAAUUCCUCUACCGAUAGCAUCAUGCAAGGUCACUGA